CAAUAUCUCAGUUGUCACAGUCAUCCAAGUCAAGGCAUUACAUCAAGAUCCCAGUGCUUCAAACGACUGGGUGGAGCGCCAAAUCUUUUUAAUCGAAUGCAAACGCCCGUCCAUGGACACUCCGGCCGACUGGGGCGACACUGCCAGAAGCCAACUGAAGGAUGAUGUCUCACCAUCUUUGCACGCAUCUGACAGACUAUUUGGUGCGCUCGCUAUUGGCAAGAAGGUGAGGUUCUAUCAAUUCAAUGGGGAAUCACUAGAGGAUCAAAAGCUAGUAGCGCUGCACCAAGGCACGAUCGAUAUGGAUGAAUCAACUGGUAUCACUCAUGUCGAGAACAUGCUGGACUAUAUCAAGGCGAAUCGAUGGAAUUGGGCUACCUGAUGUUGGGGAUAUCAGUCAGGUCAAGUCCUCCCAAAAUGCCGUUCGGCUUCUUGUUGCAAUGGCUGGGAUAUCAGACCCCACAGCGUGAUAAACGAUCGCCCAGCGUGCUGGAUGAGGCUUUUUUAAGAAUCUUGCAAGUUUAACCCUAUAUUGAGCCGGACUGUCAACUGUGCAUACUGUGGAAGAUGGCAGUGGAUACAACAGGUCAAAGCAUGGUCUGUCGCCGACUGCAAAGCAGCCUCCCAUUGUUUUCUUCACUUGUUUUUUUUUUUGUUUCCUCUUCUGGCAGACUUGGACGCUCUCUUC
Molecule: messenger RNA, 688 nt
Organism: Aspergillus candidus
Lineage: Eukaryota; Fungi; Ascomycota; Eurotiomycetes; Eurotiales; Aspergillaceae
Exons: 1
Coding region: 113-382 (89 amino acids)
Source: RefSeq, a predicted model, not a curated record